Messenger RNA from Zea mays, 1649 nucleotides. Its product is annotated as FAD/NAD(P)-binding oxidoreductase family protein. Bases 74 to 1570 code for a protein of 498 amino acids. The transcript has 3 exons. Gene Ontology annotation, molecular function: N,N-dimethylaniline monooxygenase activity; flavin adenine dinucleotide binding; NADP binding. Lineage: Eukaryota; Viridiplantae; Streptophyta; Magnoliopsida; Poales; Poaceae. The record is from RefSeq and is marked provisional.
CUGUCUGGUACGUCUGCGCUGUGAUCGUCUCUCCCCCCUUGCUUCCUUCCGCAGUUCCGCUGCUUGUAGUUGCAUGCAUGUGGCUGUGAAGAUGAUGGCAUCGUCCACCGAGGAGGAGCUAGAGAUGAACAAGAAGAAGGUGUGCGUGGUCGGCGCCGGCGUCUCGGGGCUGGUAUCCGCCCGCGAGCUACGCCGGGAGGGCCACGACGUGACGGUCAUGGAGCAGAGCGGAGGCGUCGGUGGGCAGUGGCUGUACGACCCGAGGACUGACGCCAGCGACCCGCUCGGUGCUGCCGGCGUGCACAGCAGCGUCUACGCCUCUCUCCGGCUCACCUCGCCCAGGGACAUCAUGGGCUUCUCCGACUUCCCCUUCUUCCCCCGCAGCAACGACGACGGCGACUCCCGGCGCUACCCAGGGCACGCCGAGUUCCUGAGGUACAUCAGGGACUACUGCGACACGUUCGGCCUCAUGGACGCCGUCAGGCUCAACACCAAGGUCCUGCACGUGGGACGACCACUGUUGGACGACGACGGUGUUGUGACGCGGUGGACGGUGAGGUACUGCUCGUCCGGACAUGGUGUCUCUGAGCACGAGGCGGUCGCGGAGGAGGAGUUCGACGCCGUUGUCGUGGCCUCUGGCCACUACUCCCAGCCACGGCUCCCAGCCAUCAACGGCAUGGACAAGUGGACGAGGAGGCAGCUGCACUCCCACUCGUACCGCGUCCCCGACUCCUUCCACGCCGAGGUGGUGGUGCUCGUGGGCUUCCACCAGAGCGGCGUGGACAUCGCGCUGGAGCUCUGCAAGGUGGCGAGGGACGUGCACGUCGUCAGCGUCAAGUCCUUGGAAGGCCUCACUCCCGGCGUGCGCAAGGCUGUGCCCAGGCACCACAACCUGCACCUGCACCUCCAGAUCGAGUGCUUGUGCGAGGAUGGGAAGGUCAUGUUCGCUGACGGCUCGUGUGUCGUCGCCGACUCCAUCAUCUACUGCACUGGGUACGACUUCUCGUUCCCGUUCCUGGACACGGGAGGGCUGGUGACCGUGGACGACAACCGCGUGGGCCCGCUGUUCGAGCACACCUUCCCGCCGGCGCUGGCGCCGUCGCUGUCCUUCGUGGGCGUGCCAAGCCAGGUGCAGACGCCGCUGUUCUACGAGGUGCAGGCGAGGUGGGUGGCGCAGGCGCUGUCGGGGCGGAGGCUGCUGCCGCCGGCGGAGGAGAUGCUGCGGGCGGCCGAGGAGUACCACCGCGCCAGGGAGAAGGCCGGCGUGCCCAGGCGCAUGUCGCAUGCCAUCUUCUUCGACUUCGACUACUGCGACGAGUUCGGGGAGAAGCACGUGGGCUUGCCGCGCCCGCCCGAGUGGAAGAAGGAGCUCAUGCGGGCGGCCGUUGCGCGCUUGCUCCAAGACACGGAGACCUUCCGUGACGACUACCGCGACGGUGACCUUGUCCUGGAGAGCCUGCGCCUAGAGGGCUGGUCCUCAGCUCCCUCCCCGGGCACGCUUAACGACAAGGAGAAUGGAAUUGCCAUGCAUGAUAUGAUGCAUGACAGAGAUGGAGAGACACUGGAAUAAGCUACUAGGGCACAGUCAACAUGAAUGAUUUGGCUUCCAGUGCCACAUAUGCAAUAAAGUUGCAACGAUAAGGGUGUCC